Myotis davidii is the source of this 1410-nucleotide messenger RNA. Its product is annotated as carcinoembryonic antigen-related cell adhesion molecule 1-like. The record is from RefSeq and is a predicted model, not a curated record. The transcript has 7 exons. NCBI's taxonomy places the organism in Eukaryota, Metazoa, Chordata, Mammalia, Chiroptera, Vespertilionidae. Gene Ontology annotation, molecular function: protein tyrosine kinase binding. The coding region runs from base 1 to 1032 and encodes 343 amino acids. Gene Ontology annotation, biological process: signal transduction; regulation of immune system process. Gene Ontology annotation, cellular component: plasma membrane; cell surface.
AUGGAGUCCGCCUCAGCCCCUGCGCACAGAGGGUGCGUCCUCCGGCAGGGGCUCCUGCUGGCCGCCUCACUCCUAACCCUCUGGAGCCUGCCCACCACUGCCCAGCUCACUAUUGAGUCAGUGCCGCCCAAUGCCGCCGAAGGGAAGGAUGUGCUUCUCCGUGUCCACAACCUGCCUGGGAAUCUAAUGGGCUAUAUGUGGUACAAAGGGGAAAAAGUGGACGGUGAUAUUCAAAUUGUAUCAUAUGCGAUAGACACUCAAACAACUAUUCUCGGCCCUGCAUACAGCCAUCGAGAGACAAUAUACCCCAAUGGAUCCCUGCUGUUCCAGAAAGUCACCCUGCAGGACACAGGAUACUACACCCUACAAGCCAUAGACAAAGAUUUUCGGAGCAAAAGAGUAACUGGACAGCUCCGUGUUUACCAGCCAGUGGGGAAGCCCGCCCUCCGAGCCAGCAAUGCCACAGCCACAGAGCAUAACGUCGCCGUGGUCCUGACCUGCCUCACAAAUGACAGGGGCAUCUCCAUCCGGUGGCUCUUCAAGAACCAGAUUCUACCUCACAAGCACAGGAUGAAGCUGUCCCAGGACAACAGCAUCCUCACCAUAGACCCCGUCAGGAGGGAGGAUGCUGGGGGUUUUCAGUGUGAGGUCUUCAACCCUAUCAGUUCCAGCAAAAGUGACCCUCUCGAGCUGGAUGUACAAUAUGAUCCAACACUACCAAGUCCUGGCCUCUCAGUUGGGGCUAUGGCCGGCAUCGUGGUUGGCGUCCUGGCUGGUGUAGCUCUGAUAGCAGCCCUGGUGUACUUCCUGUAUAUCAGAAAGACUGGAGGGGCAAGCGACCAGCGCGAUCUCACAGAGCACAAACCUUCAGCCUCCAACCACAGUCAGGGCCACUCUGACGACUCACCUAACAAGAUCCAUGAAGUUACAUAUUCUUUGCUGACCUUCAGUGGCCAAGAAUCAAAGAUACCAACGUCAGCCUCCCCAUCCCCACCAGCCACAGAACCAGUUUAUGCGGAAAUAAAAAAGUAAUGCAACCAGCCCAGCUCACCACACUGCUGCCUGAUUCCAAGUCUCAUCCCAUCACUAGGAGACCCCGUUGCCCUCAGGGAAAAGGAGAGGAUGCGACCACACCCUGGAAGAGCACACCUGGAAAGCCACCUCCAGCCCGCCCCUUCCCCCCGCCUCACUCUGUCAUGAGGCAGCUCCAGGCUCCUGGUCACAGCCCCUCCUUUUGGUGUCAACAGGUGAAAAGAUUCUGUAGGAAGCCCAACCUUCCUUUGCAUUGAAAUUUGGCUCAUUAAAUUAGUACUAGAAUCAACAAAGUCUAGAGAUGAUUCCUUAAAAAGUAAACUUCUGGCCCUGACCGGUUUGGCUCAGUGGAUAGAGUGUCAGCCUGCAGACUGACUG